CACGUCCCCGCGCAUCCCACUUGCGUAUCAAGAGCUUGAUUCUCAUAUUAUCACAACUUCAACCAGCAUCAUGUUUAAGAAAGAUAUCCCCCCAAGCAACCGGUCUAAGGUCAAGUCCUCAGUGCAGCGCGGCCUGCGCCAAAAGCUGCUGGAGACAUACCCAGGCUUUGAGCCAUUCAUUGAAGAUGUCAUGCCCAAGAAGGCCUCAUUGGAAGCCGUGAAACUACCCGACCGCGUGACCCUCUACACAAUAGACGCAACCCCCCUCUUCUUUCAACCCAUUGACGGACCCCCAGUCCCACACCUCCGCCUCAUCCACGCCUACCCCUCCGCCGUCCCGACAAUCCAGAUCGACCGCGGCGCCAUUCGCUUCGUGCUCUCCGGUGCAACGCUCAUGGCUCCCGGUCUCACCUCCCCCGGAGGCCGUCUACCUGAUGCCGAGCAUGCGCUUGAGGCUGGGCAGAUCGUUGGCGUUAAGGCUGAGGGGAAGGAGGAGAUUUGUAUGGUUGGUAUGCUGAAGGUUGGCACUGAGGAGAUUAAGAGUAAAGGGAAGGGAGUUGUUAUUGAUGAAGGCCAUUACCUUGGUGAUGGGCUUUGGAGAAUGCAUUUGGAUUAAGGGGCUUGGGUUUCAAAAGAAGCAAGGGUAAUUCAUUGGGCUGGGGUUGAGGUCUUUUGUGUUGUUUUGGCUUGGAACUAUACCUCUCUGCACGUAUGGUGAUGAUUAUGUGUUGGAUGAUUUGAAAUGAAAUAUCACCCCCUCUGGACGAGGAUUCAGAUUGGUUCAACGGAUGUAUUGAUUGAGUGUAGAUAGCUUCUUGUAUUGAG
Messenger RNA from Penicillium samsonianum, 825 nucleotides. Its product is annotated as translation machinery-associated protein 20. Gene Ontology annotation, molecular function: RNA binding. Lineage: Eukaryota; Fungi; Ascomycota; Eurotiomycetes; Eurotiales; Aspergillaceae. Gene Ontology annotation, biological process: formation of translation preinitiation complex. The record is from RefSeq and is a predicted model, not a curated record. Bases 71 to 616 code for a protein of 181 amino acids. The transcript is spliced from 3 exons.